GGUUUGUUUUUGGUGAGGGAUUUCCUAGCUGUCAUCGGCAUGACACACUUACUGGGCUGCAGAGCCGAGCAACGGGACAGAGACACGGUGAGGAAGCCGCGAGGACAGAGUCGGACGAAGAUGAUAAUGACGAUGCGGGAGAGAAAAGCAGAUUAGAGCUAAUGAAGAUGAUGAUGCCAUCGACGGAGGGAUGUUCCUAGAGGGAAAAAGGAACAAUAAUAAAAGCUCUGCGGGUUUGGAGAACGGUGACAGUGAUGAUGAUGAUCAGGAUUAUUCGGUUGUGAGGACGGGGCCGCUCGGAGGAGGAUGCUCGGAAGAUCGGAGCGCUUCCCUGCUCAGUGUUGAUCAUUGUGCGGGUAAAUCUCGGGUAUCACCAAGAGUUUAACGAAGCGCUAUUCUGGGGAGGUGGGCCGAGUCCCGAGAGAGAGAGAGAGAGAGAGAGAGAGAGAGAGAGAGAGAGAGAGAACACACACAUCAUCGGACUGUAUGAUCAGACUGGGAUGUUGUUGCUGCUGUUGUCGGCGAUGUGAAGCGACAUUAAGGAGCUGAUGAAAGGACUCGUGCUUGCGUUUGGAAACAUUUCUACAUUUUUGCAGUUAUAUAUAUAGCAGCACUGUGUGGUAGAGACCAGUUGAAGUUGGCUUCCUGCCUGUUGAGAUGUGCCAAUAGGAAACACUGUGAACAGGGGUUCAUGCUGAUGAAAUUGAUCUGCUCAGUGAGCUCCAACCAGAGCCAUGGGGAGUACCCAGACUGCCGGAGUGAGAGGGAGUCAGGAGGGGAGGCGUCUCUCCUGGUGUCUCCGCUGGUGGUGGCGGGGAUCGUUAUAGGUCUGGUCCUCUUCCUCUCCUGCAUCACCAUCAUCGUCGGCAGCCUGCGCAAAGACAGUCGACUCCGAAACCCACACCUCCGAGCUAGCUACGGUCUGGAUGGUUUUUCCUAUGGAGGUUCAGUAGGAGAACUGAGAUCUACCUGCUUAGAAGACUUUCCUCCUGGUUUAGACUUUGAUUCAUACAGAGAGACUCUGUCACACGUCAACAACCUGUACACCGAUUCACCGCCACGUUAUGAUGAGUGUGUUGGCCCAGGUUCAACUCAGAUCUACAUACCAACAGACGACCCACCUCCUUACUCCCUUUUGGACCCCUUUCAGAGAGGGGCAGAGCAGGAGGAGCAGCCUAACUACACCAGUCCAGAUCCUUCUCAAUACUGUGGAGAGACCUCAGCCAGCGCCACCUGGUUCUCCCCCUCACACUACCCACUGGGACUACAGGAGCAGGAGCAUCAACACAUCGCAUCCAUCUCCUUCCCGCUGGAAGCGGCGCCGCCUUAUGAGUCAGUGUUGGCCGAGCAGCGACAGCCCCUCCCUCUCAUGCCAUGUGACCUCUAUAAACACCAAUCAGAGAGGGAGGAUGAUGGCAACUCCCGGCAACCAGGGGCAAACCAGAUCUUGUAGGAUAAUUAACUUGUUUCUUUCACCUGCAAUGUUGGUUGUCCCCAGAUGAAUUUAACAAACACGUGUGAUGUGGGGCACAAAACGAGGCGCUGCUGUGACACCAAAUAAUGGACAUAAAUGAGAAGCACACAUCUUCCACACAGUUACUAACACCUAAUAAGGCUGAAACUUUACAGACAUCAGCUUCUCAGUGUACUGAAAUGCAGCCAGGACUUCAGUUUUCAACAAUUUAACUACAGUUUGUUUCUGGACAAAAUAAAAACUCACUAAUUGCGUUGUACUGUAAUGUUUCUGGAAUGAAAGCUUCUCUCAUAAAAGGUUUGUCAUCCUAAUGAUACUCACUUGGACAAAGACUCACCUCCAUCUGGUUAACACCAUUGUCCAGUUCAGUUUUUGCCAUGUUUUGACUGUUAAUCUAUUUUUCUUGAAUGAGGACGGUGUAGAGUUUAGACCUCUACAACAUCUAUUCAUCACACUGUACAUGACGACAAGCUGACUUGUCUUUGGAAGAAAGACUGAGUCUAAACAAUGUCAAUGUGGUAUUUAGUAGUAUAGUUUAAGGUAUCCACAAGCAUACAGAGUACCCCCCAAACCCUUCUAAUUUUUUUUUGGUAUGAUCCUCACCUAAAUGAUGUUUUGGAUGAAAGUAUAUUUGUGCAUGACAUUGUCAGCUACCAGAACACUACUGCUGAUUUCCAGUCUCUAUAGUGUGUAAACAUUUAAAACAGUGUUCUGUUCUGUAGCUUCCAGUGUGGUGGUAGUGUCCUAAGUGGUUAGAAGAAUGACUUUGUGGUGAAAUGGUUGCAGACAUAAACUAAUUAGGAAAUGACCUGGACAGGAAAUAUCAACUCCCCCACCUUUCCAGUUAUGUCUGUUAUGUCUUUAAGAAAGGCAUUAUGAUGAUGUUAUGAAAGUCAGUGAUAAAUAUUUGCAACAUUCAUCUAUCACCAGAGAGGUAGUUUAUCCACCGUUGUACAAAUUGUCAUAACUCUUUCUAUCAAGGGCUCUAGUUUAUUAUCGAUUCUGUAACUGGACCCAAACAGCAAAAUGUAGCUGGGAGCCCUCCUGCUGAUGGGGGGAAUCGUGAAACAAAAAAGUGACACAUUAAACUGUAGACUUUAACACUCCAUUCACUUGAGAAAUGGAUGCUUAUGUCUUUGUCUGUUUCUCUCUUGGCUUGAGCCAUUGUGGAGUUUUUUCCCCCCUUAUUGCACUAAAGCUGUAGCUUUCCAGACAUCAGUUAAACCUACAGUAGAGAUAUUUUGUCUCCCCCUUCUGGCAGUGAGGGUAAUUACACAAUUACCUAUUAUCGAAGAAUGCUCAUAACGUAUGCCAACAGGUGAGCUUGCCCCGGGCUCCUGUUCAGAAAUACUUACAAAAAUACAAAGAAAUGUCCACAGUUCCAAGACAAUGAUCCAUCAUUUAGGUAGAGUAAAUGUGAUAGCUACAUAGCCUGCUCCAAAGUUAAGCAACAUCUGUGUCUGCCAUCAGUCCCUUCUCUUCUCUCAGCGCUCUCCAAUGUGUAAAAGCUACACCCAUGGUUAUCCCUGUUUCUUUUUUAUUUGGACCACUGGCUCUGCCAUGCUCAUAUAUUCAAGUUGCUUUAGUCUACUUUGUCGCUGAGGUUGCUCCAGAGCCACGUAGAGAGAUUGACAAGGCUUUAUUGGCAUGACUGAUUCAGAUUCAGAUUCAUUCUUUAUUGUCCUCAGUGGAGGAAAUUUGUUUUCACUGUCCGUACAAAGAGCACCUUAAACAUGGAUUCUUCACACAAACUACAUAUUGCACACAUAUACAGACAAUGUACACAUAUCUACACAUAACAUAUUUAUGACUGCACACAGCAUUGUCAAAGCAUAUUAAGACAAACACAUACAACCAUUAUAAACAAAACAAACAAUAAACAAUUCUCAAUAAGAAUACCUUCUCUCCACUGGACCUUAUUUUCAGCAGUAAAUGGAGCUCUCUUGUGCAGUUCUCUACAUGGCUUUGGGUUUUGUCCCCCCUUCAGCUCUGGCAAGCCAAUCUUUGCUGGUUGACGUAAAACACAUCACUACUGGUUUGCCAGUGCAGGAAUGUUGCCACAGACACCAGAUUUAAAAACUCGAUUGUGUGAACAUGUUUGGCUUGAAUGUAACAGAUGUUCAUUUAUAUGUCAAAGUCCUGCACUCCAGCUUUAACCUGCAUAAGCAACAAAUGGGUAAUUUAAAUAUUGAUUCAUUUUCAGAUUAUUUUCUUGAUUCAUUUAUUAAUCGUCUAUCAAAUGACAAAGAAUAGAGAAAAAUUUCCAUCACGAUGUCUUAAAGCCUCUUCAAUUUGCUGGGUUUUGUCUGACCACAGUCCAAAACACAAAGAUGUUAAGUUUACUUUCAAAUAAGACAGAAAAAAGUUUAGAAUUCUCACAGUUGAGGAAAGAAUGAUAAACUGAUUAAUCAACAAAUACUUUCUGCUCUAUUGUAAACAAAUUGACAUCCAAACAAAAUUUUCUUUUGCAUGUUUUACUACAAACUUUUUCAAAAACAGCAGAAAUUGUGAAUGUUUCUUUUUAGGUUGGCCAAAUGUAAACUAUAUGUCUAAUACAAAGCAAAUGUCUAAAUGCAACGAGUCUGCAUUAGAAAUGGAAUUUUUAUUUGUGAAAGUGAUGCAUCUCAGAAACUUUUUGAUUGAGCAAAUCUGCAAAACAUUGAGUACAUUCAAAAGUAGAGUAGUACGAAGGUCACAUAGUGCAGCACAAAUUACAAUUGCAGUGGUGUUGUAGAUGGGCAUUGGAGUGUCUGUCUUCCACCCUGGCAGCAAAGCUACCAUUCCUGUCUUAGUCAGCAAUGGAAAUUUUAAUAAAUCAUAAACACAAACUCUUCCUGACCUUAAUCAACAGGUUUCAUUUGUUUGCCUUAAAUACAGCUUAACCAUAGUUGAGUUAAAUGUUGUGCAUAUGUAGAUCAGUGCAUCUAACACCCUGGAAAAAAAGGUGCCCAAGAGCUAAGACCUCUACUAUGGCCACCAGAGACCCUGUUACACCUCCUUAAAGCUCUCUCUGUUUUAUACAAUUUACCAUAUUGUGACAAAGACAGAAGCAAAGGAGCAAUGUUUCAAUGUUAUGUGUUUGUGGAGGCAAAAGCUGGGCUAUCCAGGAGACACAUAACCAUUUAUCACCAUAUAUUGAAGCAGGAAGUACUUUGCAUAACAAUGGAACUGUAAUUUAUAAUUUUAGAAUAAUAAGUCCAGAUAUUUUUUUUGUACUUGUUCUUUAAUUUAGAAAAGAAGAGGUCCUUGUGUGACAUUGUUUUUGUGUCAGAAUAUGUGCCUAAUAGCCCUCAGACUGUUAGCUUGAACAUUGUAGCCAUAAUGUAAUAAUCUCAAUGCAACCAACCCAGUGCUUUGCACUGUUAUAUGUUUGGAUAUUUUUAAAAAGAAUUAGUUUACUGGUGGGGAAUGGGACAGCAUUAAUCGAAUCCCUGUCAAAUACAUUGUGAUGGCAGAUUUUAUUGUGUAAAAAAUGAAACAUUGUCUGUUUCAAGCUGUUGUUCCAGUGAUCAGCUUCAUGUUAUCAUUUGGUUCAAUUUGGCAGCUAUAGACAAGUUAACUUUACAAUUCACACCCUUAGUUUUGUAUUCCAGCAUUUAACCGCUUUCAAAUGCAAAUCAUUUAGAGUCACAUGUUAGUCAGUUUCAACACAAAUCUUAACAACUCUUUUGAUUAUAUUGUGAUGGAUCGACCAUCUGUAGAAUCACUCUUUAACCACCUCCAAUGUGAUUCUCUGUUUUUACUUUUAUGCCAUGUUUCUCCUCUCUCCAUGUUUACCUCUGUUCUCUCUUUUCUUUGUCUGUAUCUUUCUCACUCAACGAUCAGAGAAUCUUUAAUACUUACCAUUUCUUAUUUGCUAUUUGCAGAACCAUUUACUUUAAAUUCAAUCAGUUCAAAACAAGCAAACCACAAUUAAUCUGGUACUAAUGCACCACACAUUUUCAGUUUCUUGCACUGUGACUUUUAAACACAUGAAGAGAUAUUUUACUGAGCCCUAGGCCAAUUUGUGAUUUAAUGAUAAUUCUGUCAGUGUUGUAAUUAGAAUAGUUAUGCUAUCAGAAUAGUUUUUUAUCAUCUGGUGACAAAGGAAUUUAAUGUGUUCAUGUGAUUGACCUCAUCAAAUGACAUGCAACGCAAAAUACAUUAAAGAACCUGUGUAGUGCAGACAGGCUGUAUGACAAGAGGCCCAAUAUAUUCAGAGUGCAUUAAUACAGUACAUACUUAGAUAUAGCAUUAUAGCACUGGCAUAAUCAGUCCUGCAAAAACAUGUUCUCACAAGAAGAAACAGACAACAAACUCACAGAUUUAGUUUUUUGGAAUUUGGCAGAAGGGACUUUUAGUCUCCAGGAGAUCAACUGAAAUCUAAAACAUUUAAGCGUAGAGUUAUUCCAAAAAGGACAGAGGGACUGUUGCAGAAUCACGCUUUUACUGUAAAAUGGUGUUCAUUGGUUGUAUAACCAAAACCUUGAAACUGCAUCCCUAGUUCUGUCCUUAUAUAUAAGACUAGAGUAACUCUACUCUUGUAUUCAUAUAUGUAUUCUUAAAUUAUUAGUUGUGAUUUUUUUUAACUUGAUGUACGAGUAUUUUUCGAAAGUUCUCUACUAUAUUUGGAUACAUUAGAUGAAAAACUGUGACACUUCUAGUGACAUAGAUGCUUUUUUUUUUUACAUUUUCUUUUUUUACAUUUUUCCAAAAGUUGAUUCAGUUUUUCACAUAAUUCCAGAUUCAAGAGAUAUUUGUAUAUAUAUAUUUAAUAUUUCCAAAAAGCGCCACUCCUCAUUAUAAAAGCAUAUGAAUUUAUGUUUAUGUAUUAUAUAUAAACAAAGUCCCAUUUAUGUAUGUUGAAAACAUAAAUCACAAAAAAGAUCAUCCCAUCAUGAAUAUAGAGCUUUACACAGUAAACUCAGUUUAACUAUCGCCCACCAGAGGGUGAUGCAGAACUACAAUAUGACAUUCAGCUCACUUACCUGUUCAAGAACAAGCCACAGGAAAACCUUAGUUUGAAAGUGUGAUCCUGGACACCGCAUAAGAUAAUAAGAUCAUCUGGGUCUACUUUGCCAUGUUUGUGUAAGUAUUUAAUGCUUUCUUAGAUUAGAGUAAAGUAAAAUGUUCAUCAGGGUUAUCAAUAUAUUAGUAUUUGUUCAUUAAAAACACACACUGAGAACAAGUGUGAUUUUUUCCUUGUCAAACUAGAGAGAAGUAUUUGUCAGGUCGUUCCAGUUGUUUGCAUAUAAUUACUUUUUUUUAAGCACUAUUUUUUGGGUGCAUUCUCUGUAAGUAAAUGGUAUAAAUGUCGUAUCACUUCCCAUCUCUCCUCUCUCUUUCUUUCUUCGUCUGUCAAGACAACAGACGUCAUGUAUAUAUUAGGAACUGCGGUCUCUCUUUAUGUUCUGUAUUAGAGAUUUUGUUAAAAUAGUUUCUUCUGUAGAGAAGAAUGAAUAAAACUGAACUCUUAUAUGAA
Molecule: messenger RNA, 6935 nt
Organism: Micropterus salmoides (largemouth bass)
Lineage: Eukaryota; Metazoa; Chordata; Actinopteri; Centrarchiformes; Centrarchidae
Gene: bean1
Product: brain expressed, associated with NEDD4, 1
Exons: 5
Coding region: 692-1453 (253 amino acids)
Source: RefSeq, a predicted model, not a curated record